GCAUUUUACUUCCUGCUCUCUGUACCGUCCUAGACGGGAGUUACAUGUCAUGCGAGAAGAGGAGUUGUGUUCACGUUGUCAACAGGAUUGUACGUGUGCAUGCGGGUGAGGGUCAGUGUCAUCGUACAACUAAAUCUGUAACCCUUCGUCAUUUCCGAUGUGGUAUCGUUAAAGAUGAUGGCGGCUUCUGAUGACGGAGGACAGAUGGUAGAUGUCCAGUAACACGUUGUUGUGAUUAGUACUAAAAGAACGUGGAGACUUGGCAUCCAGGAUGUCCAAGUCGAACGACAUUGUGGUAUUCCACGUCCAGGAUGCAGCAGAGUGGAGUUCGUACCUCAUGAGACUGUUUGCAAUGAACAAAACUCUCAGAAUCAAAUCAAUGGACUUAGACUCAAUGGAGUAUGAAAACCCCCCAGAGGUGGCUAUGGCUGUGAAGGAAUCCUAUCUCGUCAUCAUUCUGGCAUCUCCAGAUAUGCUGCAGUUCAUGGCAGACAAGACCUGGUUCAGUGAGCCCUUCAAGCAGUUGCAUGGCAAAACCACAGUCGUAGCGGUCUUGUGCUAUGUGGACAGUGGGCAGUUUGAUGAUGCUGUCGCUGAGAAUUAUAGAGCAUCGUCUUCGUGGAAGCAUUAUGUGAUAGGCACCGAUUACAAUGACAACAGAAACAUGGUGGCUGACAUGAUGGACAUUGUGGACCAGAGUGACGCUCCGCCCCCACCUCCCCCUUCCAGGCCAGAGAGAAGGAAAGAAUCUAAGUCCAGUUUUGAUGUGAAGCUUAAAGUGAUCCCCACUCGCGUUCAUGGACCUCAGGAUGACAUUGUAAUAGCUCUCAGAGAAGAGAAAAAGGGGACAAUUCAAGUCAGCUUCAAUGAUCCUACAACCAAAUACGACACCAAGAAACUUAACCCUUAUACAGUCAAGUUGAAAGCACCAGAUCUUGCACCCGGGAACUAUGUCAUUCAUAUAUUCCAGGAUGCCAAAGAGAUUUACAAGACACCAUUUUACUACACGGCACCACAAGAGACCGCGUUCCAUUCAGUGGAGUAUCUGUCACAGGCACUGCAAUGUGAAAACAAAGCUGCUCUGGACAGGAAGUUGGUGGAUGCCCUCGAAACUAGCAUUCCAGAGGAUGAUAGUCUUGAGUUCCUGUUUGAGAAGCUCAAGACCACCCUUUCUUCGGGAAUCACUAAAAGCAAGAGCCAGUACCCCACCAUGCUUCACUUCGCAGCUGCAAACGGUCUGAAUGAGUUUUGUUCUUGCUUGCUCGAUGUUCCGGGGUCACUGAUAGCCUUCCAGGUGGAGAACUGUGAUGGGCGAGACCCAGCCGACCUAGCAGAUGUCUACAACUACCCGGAAUUGGCUCAGUAUAUACGAGAUUUCAUGGAGACGGCCUAUCUGGCGGACGCCUGUGAUCUCUACACCCACAUGGCGGCGGGGUACCAAAACAGGAUUCCCGAAGAAGAAACUGAAACUGAAAGUUUCUACAUGGAUAUGCAGGGUCGGAACUCUUCAAUUCAAGAAGAACCUGAGGAUCCAUAUUCCAUGGCCCUACCCCCCAACCUCGGUACCGCUCCCCCUCCCCCUUUACAGCCACGGGCGACCAGACUCCCCCCAGUACCCAACAGGCCCAGACGUCAGUCAGCAGAUGUAAAACGGGCGACAUAUCAAAGCACGCCUGUAGUGGGACCUAGUACGGAUAGUGCGGCGUGUGCUCCAGCAUCACGCCCCUCCCAACCGACCGCACCCCGAUUGACGAGAGUUAAUUCUGAACGAGCUUCAGGACAUGCACCUAUUCAUGAUUCUGAACCAAGGUCCAUGACACUGCCAGCAGGAUUAACACCCUCUGUUCUUAUGGGUAUAGUAGAGGACGAAAAGGCGCUACCACGAGUUGCAAUGGGUUCCACAAGUCAAAAUGAACUCUUGGAGAUAAUGGACGGUGUUAAGGAAGGUAACUUCAACCCUCACGAAGCCCUCAUGCUGUUCAAAGCCUGGCAACAAAGGAACGGGGAACGACAAUCCAAGUCCUUCAAACAAAGACAGAAUACUCUGCGGAUGAUGCGCGAAGAGUACAACACUGUUAUCGACACCGUGACGCAGACGGCCGAUCAGAUGUCCAAGAAGACCAGCAGACCGGGCUUCUUCGCCAGACUCAUCAGCAAGCGCCAGAAGACGCCAAGACACGUGCCUCAGAUAUCAGACCCAAUCGUCUCCCGGUCAACCCGAAGAGGAAACACCAUUUCGGCCAAUGUUGUGUCGGGAACCCGAUUCAGCACCUUGAGCACGACUAGUUCAUCCAGUUCUUCGUCCAGGGAUAGUACAGUCAGCAUGGACAAUACUGACCCGUUCAGCACCAGUGAUGAGAGCGAGUCUGAACAAAGACGUGGUGUAACUUAUCGGAGACAAACCAACUCAACGAGGUCCCUUAACCAAGAAAAGCGUCAGUCACACCGGAUGGAGUUUCUGGAACAGACUGACAACAUGGAGACACUACCCCCUGUACCGCCUCGCACCUACACCCGCACCGACACGGCGCGCCCCGUCCCUCAAACACGUCCACCCAGAUGAGCUAAUCAUCGCUCUUCCAAAGUCCAUCUAAGUUAUGUCCCAUGUCCAUGUCCAACAUGGAAUGUGAAUACGUACAGUGGGGAUGUCUAUUUAUACAGCCAUAUAUUAUUAUAUGAUGAUUCUAGUUUAUAUAAAAGACGACGUCUAACGUUGCAAUAAAACAUGCCUUUUUCUAGGAGAAAAACGUUCGAAUGCAAAUUGUAAGAAAGCAUCGUCAUGAUGAGAAAUUAUGUUCGUACAUUUUCUUUAUAUACUUUAUAAAUACAGCAACCAACUUAGCAAGGAGUACAGCAACCAACUUAGCAAGGAGUACAGCAACCAACUUAGCAAGGGGUACUGUAAUCAACGUAGCAAGGGAUACAACAACCAACCUAGCAAGGGAUACUGUAAUCAACUUAGCAAGGGAUUCAGCAACCAACUUAGCAAGGGUUACAACAAUCAACUUAGCAAGGGGUACAACAUUCAACUUAGCAAGGGAUACAGUAAUUAACAUAGCAAAUAGUACGUUACCGGUAACGAAGAUAGCAAGUGGGUGCAGCAACCUAUUAUUAUACAUAUAGUAUGACAGUCAACGCUUUGGCAGACCAUGAGGUACCACCAUGAGGUGUGUGUGCGUGUGUGUGUGUGUGUGCGCGCGCGUGCGUGCGUGCGUGCGUGCGUGCGUGUGUAUUAUCUUACAGUCUAUGUUGUUUAUAUACAGUACAGAUGCUGUGAUGCACUUUGAGCAGGUCUCUCCGUGGUGUUGAACUUAGCACUGUAGAGCUAGCCUUAUUAUUAUACCCCAAUUUUCUUUCCACCUUUAAAAUGUGAUAUGUGCCCCAACAUUAGACAGAAUGUGAUAACCCGAGCACCAUGUGCAAACUCAUUCAUUCAUUAUCCACUGGAAUAUAUAUUGGUUUGUACUGAUCUGUUAUGAAAAGCAUAUGUAUAUUAUUGUAAAUGUUUUGUAUAUAAUUGUACAAAAUUAAAUAUAUAUGUAUAUAGCCAUUAACUGUUCUGUGAUUGACAGAUCUUGUCGAACUUCUCCAUUAGCUUCAGCUGCUGUAAAGAAUAAGCCAUAUCUUAAAGGGACUCUUCAAGCUUUAAAAUAAUCUUCCUGUUUUAGUUUGAUACUAUUGCUCUUUUCUAUACAAUAUACAAUGCACAAUUGAGUUGUAUGUAUCAACAAUGAUAUAUGAUACAAAAACAUUUACCCGCAAAUGCAUUAACAGUGAAAACAUACAACGUAUGAUAGGAUCUAGCUCUUGAAGAGUCCCUUUAACAUGCUGGUGGCAACACUCUGGUUACAUCUGUGUGAUAAAAUGUGAUAUGAAUAAAAGCUUCAUGGGCUGUUUGCAAUCA
Messenger RNA from Haliotis rufescens (red abalone), 3904 nucleotides. Its product is annotated as phosphoinositide 3-kinase adapter protein 1-like. The transcript has 16 exons. NCBI's taxonomy places the organism in Eukaryota, Metazoa, Mollusca, Gastropoda, Lepetellida, Haliotidae. Bases 272 to 2563 code for a protein of 763 amino acids. Gene Ontology annotation, molecular function: transmembrane receptor protein tyrosine kinase adaptor activity; fibroblast growth factor receptor binding. The record is from RefSeq and is a predicted model, not a curated record. Gene Ontology annotation, cellular component: cytosol.